CAGUGUUCCUCUGUCUCUCUCUAUGUCCUCUAGCUAGCACAGAGGCGAUCGAGGCUGCCCCGGCAGCUAGCUACAAAUUUAACAAAAGGGUUAGGAGCAGUGGGAUUUGGUAGCUAGGGUUGGUGCCUUGUUGCCUUGUAGCUAGCAGCAGCUUGGAGUUGAGGCCAAAAAAUUGCCAAUUCUGCUUGAAUUGGACUCCAUGGGGAGGGCUCCAUGCUGUGACAAGAACAACGUCAAGAAGGGGCCUUGGUCGCCUGAGGAGGAUGCCAAGCUCAAGGAGUUCAUAGAGAAGCAUGGCACCGGCGGCAAUUGGAUUGCUCUCCCUCAGAAAGCAGGAUUGAGGAGAUGUGGAAAGAGCUGUAGGCUUAGAUGGCUAAACUACCUGAGGCCCAAUAUUAAGCAUGGGGAGUUCACAGAGAACGAAGACAGGGUCAUCUGCAGCAUGUUCGCCAGUAUUGGAAGCAGGUGGUCAAUAAUCGCGUCGCAGCUCCCCGGCCGGACGGACAACGACAUCAAGAACUACUGGAACACCAAGCUGAAGAAGAAGCUCAUCGGCGCCGGCGCCGCGCCGCCGCGCGUCCAGCGGCACCAGAACCACCACCACCGGCCUCUCAGCAUGCUCCCACACACCACGCCGUCGUCCUUCUACUCGGCCGGUGGCUUCUCCUCCGCCGCCGGCGGCGCCGGCUUCCAUCAGGACCCGGCCAUGCCGACGCUAACCCUGCCGACCACCGCCCAGGAGUACCUGGUGAGCUCUCCUCCUGGCCUUCCCAUGGCGAGCGCCACCGCGCUGCUGCACCACCUGCACGGUGCAGCGGCAACAGCGCAUCACCACCAGCUGCAGGUGAAGGAGGAGAGCAGCAACAUGAUCGUGUUCGGCUCCGACCAGCAGAGCUGCAGCUCUUCCGACGGGAUGCCACACGGCGGCCACCAUGGCCGGGAGCUGAUGAUCUUCGAUGGCUACAGCUAUGGCGGCUACGGCAGCUGCAUCGACCAAGUGGUCGACAACAAGCUGUUCCAGCAGCAGGACCAUCAAGCAGCACAGCCGCCGCUUGAGUACAACUUCGACGAGAUCAAGCAGCUGCUCAUGAACACGACGACGAAUGCUGCUCAGGAUCAUGGCGGCAGCAUUGAAGGGAUGAUCGCGUCACAGGGGAAGGUAACCAUGAUGUAA
Molecule: messenger RNA, 1174 nt
Organism: Oryza brachyantha (malo sina)
Lineage: Eukaryota; Viridiplantae; Streptophyta; Magnoliopsida; Poales; Poaceae
Product: myb-related protein Zm38-like
Exons: 3
Coding region: 200-1174 (324 amino acids)
Source: RefSeq, a predicted model, not a curated record